AUGGCGAAUACCAUAAGCUCGGUUGGGAGGAAGGAGGAAUAUUUUAGUGUCCGUCAGCGAAAUGCGGACAAUGAAGGCAAUGCAGUAGACACCGGCUUCUUGGAGCUACCCCUAGGCCGUCACGAACAGAGUUUCGCGCCGUCUGAAAAUACUAUUAUGACGUUUGACAGCUUGAAUAGGUUGGAGUCCGACUUGACCCUAACACACUCCGACUACCUCGGUGCCUUCCACACCUUUGAGGCGCUAACGAGAGAACGAUAUGAAGACAAAAUUACACACGGACACAACGAUCUGCACGUAUUCGAGCAGUACGGCCAAUGUGACUCCUAUUCGACCAGGUACUCGGAUGCGGCAUUCGACGCCGAUCAGAAAAACAACAGCUCGAUGAUGCUGAAGUUCGACACACUCACGGAGUCCGUGCUGAAGCAGCUUGAGACACCCGUGUUGGAGCCAAAACCUGCAGUUCCUGCGGAGUCUAGUCUGUGUCGACUCGCAGACAUGGACCCAAAGGUCCUGGAGAGGCUUUGCAACGCAGGGAUAAAUGUCCGCGCAUUAGCGUCGCCACAGCUGACAAAUAGUGCUGGUACAUACGGAAGAUACGGAGAAAACGGGAAAUACGAUAUUGGCUCCAGUAGCACACAGAAGCAGACGUCAAUCCCGCACCUGGACAUCGUCUCCAAUGACUUGGAGUGUACAUACCACCAUGAAGACAAUAUGUUAGACCCUAAAGGAAGCUUUGUAAUCAACUAUAAACUGUGUCGCACUGCCCGAAGGCGGACAAAGAAAGGCGAGGAUUGUGAACAGCCCAUACUCACACGGGGGCAGUCUGAAAUAUCUGCCAUCAAGUAUUUUGCCGCGAAUGCCCACAAGGCACCCGCAAACAAGUGUAAGAGCAUGUUAAAACCUGCGCAUGCCACUGUCGCACCCAACUGGGUAAGAAACAGCAUACUCGGCGACAAGGUCUCCGGAAACAUAAGCGCUAUUGCCAAGGACCAGGCCGGGUGUCGCAUGUUACAGAAGCUGCUGGACUCGGAUGACCAGGCGCUCAUCAAAUCGGUACUCGAUGGAGUUUGUAAAAAUCUUUAUGAGCUAAUGACGGAUCCGUUCGGAAACUACCUCUGUCAGAAGCUAAUGGCGGUAUGCUGCGAGAACAGCUUGACAAAGAUAAUCGAUUCCGCCGGUAAAAGCCUGAUAGAUAUCGCCCUCAAUAUGCACGGCACCAGGGCGGUCCAAAAGCUGCUUGAGGUGUUAAGGUCACCCGAACACGUCAGGAAGGUGACGCAUAUACUCAGCGGAGGGGUGGUGCAGCUUGUCACCGAUCUCAACGGCAACCAUGUCAUACAAAAGUGUCUGCUCGUUCUGAAAGCAGAGGAUUGUGAGUUCAUUUUCCAAUCAGUGAUCAAAAAUUGUGUUUGUCUCGCCACACAUAGGCACGGAUGCUGCGUUAUGCAGCGAUGUAUAGACGCCGCUAACGAGCGUCAACGGAAGCAACUUGUAGAGGUGAUCACGACGAACGUGUUGCACCUUGUGGAAGAUGCGUACGGAAACUACGUCGUACAAUACACCCUUAGGCUUAAGGACAACGAUAUCAACUUGCGCAUUGUGAAGGCCUUGGCGUCCAAGGCCACCUUGUUCGCGCAGCAAAAAUUCAGCUCAAACGUCGUUGAAAGAUGUCUCAUCAUAUGUCCGCCUGAUAUCAGGAGCAUACUCAUCGAUCGCUUCAUCAAGGCGCCGUUCGAGGUGCUCAAGGAACUGAUACUGCACCCCUUCGGCAACUAUGUUAUCCAACGGGUGCUCAAUGUGGCACAGCCCAACGAGCUUGGAGCACUGCUCAACAGGAUAAAGCCACACAUCGACGAGCUAAAGAAUGCCUCGUCAGGCAAAAGAAUCGCGGCGAAAAUCACGCGAAAGCACUACAACGAAGUAAAUACGGCUCACAAGGAAACGAAUCGCAGCGACCACCAAAAGCUAGAUUUCGGCAAGGGCGCAAAGUCAAACGCCCACUCGGGCAGCCGGAGCAACAGGGACAUAGCGGGAGACCUCUUGCGCAAGGUGCAACGCAGCACUGUGUACCGUGGCGCAUCACCCAACAACAUGAGCGAAAACGGUACACUGUUUCAACAAUCACCUUUCAACAUGAAAAGCAAUGUCGUCGACGGACUGGGCUCACUGAGGAUCUCAAGGGGCAGUAAUUUCAACGCAAACGACAAGGUAUAUCAGGGGAAAACCGUGAGGACCAACAGCCUCGGGACUGACAACAGCAAAUCGGGCGCAGCCUCGGUAUCGCUGGAUAUGUUGGAUUCGCUGUUCUCGCGGACGCUCACUAUUGGCAGCGACCCAUCGUCGCUUUCCCAGUACUUCAACGCCGGUUUCCCUGAUGAAACCUCGCACAAGACAUAG
Babesia ovata is the source of this 2400-nucleotide messenger RNA. Its product is annotated as pumilio-family RNA binding repeat containing protein. NCBI's taxonomy places the organism in Eukaryota, Apicomplexa, Aconoidasida, Piroplasmida, Babesiidae. Gene Ontology annotation, biological process: post-transcriptional regulation of gene expression. Gene Ontology annotation, cellular component: cytoplasm. The coding region runs from base 1 to 2400 and encodes 799 amino acids. Gene Ontology annotation, molecular function: mRNA binding. The record is from RefSeq and is a predicted model, not a curated record. The transcript has a single exon.